UAUCCCUCAUUGCUCUGCCGCUGGGAGGACGAUACGAGACGGGACGGGACGGUGCGGCACGAGCUGGGCUGCCGCCGUCUCCUGCUCCUCCUCGUCGCACGCACGCACGCACGCACGCACUCACCCUUCGCGAGGCGCGUCUGGCCGCCUCUCGCCUCCCCCGGCGCGGGUAGCGCGUGACCGAGUCGCGCGGCGGAGCCAUGCAAGCGCCUCAGCCGCAGUACGACUUCUUCGGCGAGGAGAACUCCCCGAAAUGGCGCGGUCUGCUGCUGCCCUCCCUCGGCAAGGUGCUGAGCCAGGUGCACCCCAAGCUGUCGUCCAAAGAGGACGCGUUGCAGUACGUCGAGGAGCUCAUCUUGCUGCUGCUCAGCAUGCUGUGUCAGGCUCAGCCCCGGACUGUGCAGGAUGUGGAGGAACGGGUACAGAAGAGUUUCCCUCACCCUAUCGACAAGUGGGCAAUAGCGGACGCCCAAGCAGCGAUAGAGAGGAGGAAGAGGAGGAACCCUUUGGCGCUGCCUGUGGACAAGAUUCAUCCUCUGCUCAAGGAGGUGCUGGGAUACAAGAUCGAUCACCAGGUGUCCGUUUACAUAGUGGCUGUGUUGGAAUACAUCUCUGCGGACAUCCUGAAGCUGGCUGGCAACUAUGUGCGGAACAUCCGGCACUACGAGAUCUCACAGCAGGACAUCAAGGUGGCCAUGUGUGCUGACAAGGUGCUCAUGGAUAUGUUUCACCAGGACGAGGAGGACAUCAGUGACUGCAUUGGUGAGGAGCCUUUGGUGUCCGGUGAGGAGAACUACUAUGACCUGGUCAAGACCUUCAUGGCCGACAUGCGGCAGUAUCUACGUGACCUGAACCUCAUCAUCAAGGUGUUUCGGGAGCCUUUCGCUGCUAAUGAAAAGCUCUUCUCCCACAGUGAUGUGGACAGCAUCUUCAGCCGCAUUGUGGACAUCCAGGAGCUUACACUGAAGCUUCUAGGACUCAUUGAGGACACCGUGGAGAUGACGGAUGAGUGUAGCCCCCACCCCCUGGUGGGCAGCUGCUUUGAGGACCUGGCAGAGGAGCUCGCUUUUGACCCAUACGAGUCUUACGCUCAAGACAUCCUCCGGACUGGGUUCCACGACCACUUCCUGAGCCAGGUCACCAAGCCUGGAGCAGCACUCUACCUACAGUCAAUAGCGGAGGGCUUCAAGGAAGCUGUCCAGUACAUUCUCCCCAGGCUCCUGCUGAACCCCAUCUAUCACUGUCUGCACUAUUUUGAGAUCCUGAAGCAACUAGAGGAGAUGAGCGAAGAUGAGGAGGACAAGGAGUGCCUGAAGCAGGCCAUCACUGCCCUGCUCAACCUGCAGAGCAGCAUGGAGAGGAUCUGCUCCAAGAAUCUGGCCAAGCGGAGGCCAAGCGAGUCGGCCUGCCGCUUCUACAGCCAGCAGAUGAAGGGCAAGCACCUGGCCAUCAAGAAGAUGAACGAGAUCCAGAGGAACAUCGAUGGCUGGGAGGGAAAGGACAUUGGCCAAUGCUGCAACGAGUUCAUCAUGGAGGGCACGCUGAUGCGUGUGGGCGCCAAGCACGAACGCUACAUCUUCCUGUUUGACGGCCUCAUGGUGUGCUGCAAAUCGAACCACGGGCCGACGCGCCUGCCAGGGGCCGGCACUGCCGAGUACCGCCUCAAGGAGAAGUUCCUGAUGCGCAAGGUCCAGGUCAGUGACCGCGACGACACAGCCGACUGCCGGCACGCCUUUGAGGUGACGCCGCGCGACGGUGCCGGCGUGGUGUUCGCUGCCAAGUCGGCGGAGGAAAAGAACAGCUGGAUGGCAGCGCUGAUCUCACUGCAGUACCGUUCCACGCUGGAGCGCAUGCUGGACCUGGCCGCACUGCAGGAAGAGAAGGAGGAGCAAAUGCGCCUGCCUGGGCCUGAGGCCUACCGCUUCGCCGAGCCUGACUCGGAGGAGAACGUGGUUUUUGAGGAGAACGUGCAGUCCAAGUCGGGCAUCCCUGUCAUCAAGGCUGGCACUGUUCUGAAACUCAUCGAGCGUCUCACGUACCACAUGUAUGCAGAUCCCAAUUUUGUGAGGACGUUUCUGACAACGUACCGGUCAUUCUGUAAGCCGCAAGAGCUCCUGAGCUUGCUUAUGGAACGGUUUGAGAUCCCAGAGCCAAAGCCUACAGAAGCUGACCAGAUAGCGAUGGAGAAUGGAGACCAGCCACUCAGCGCUGAACUAAAGCGCUUUCGGAAGGAGUACGUCCAGCCUGUCCAGCUAAGGGUUCUCAAUGUUUGCCGACACUGGGUGGAACACCAUUUCUAUGACUUUGAACGUGAUGCAGAGCUGCUCAGGCAAUUGGAGGACUUCAUCAGUAUGGUCAGAGGCAAGGCCAUGAGGAAGUGGGUGGAGUCCAUAACAAAGAUCAUCCAGAGGAAGAAGCAGGCACAGGCCAAUGGGCCUAGCCACAACAUCACCUUCGAGAGCCUGCCGCCAGCCAUCGAAUGGCACAUCUGCAAGCCAGGCCAGACCGAGCACUUUGACCUGUUGACCCUUCAUCCCAUUGAAAUUGCUCGUCAGCUGACCCUGCUGGAGUCAGAUUUCUACAGGGCUGUCCAGCCAUCAGAGCUGGUUGGUAGUGUUUGGACAAAGGAAGACAAGGAGAUAAAUUCUCCCAAUCUCCUGCGAAUGAUCCGUCACACCACCAAUCUCACGCUCUGGUUUGAAAAGUGCAUCGUGGAGACUGAGAACCUGGAGGAGAGAGCAGCAGUUGUGGCUCGUAUCAUCGAGAUCCUACAGGUGUUUCAGGAACUCAACAAUUUCAAUGGCGUGCUGGAAGUGGUCAGUGCCAUGAACUCCUCACCUGUCUACAGGCUUGACCACACCUUUGAGCAAAUUCCAAGCAGGCUGCGGAAAAUUCUGGAAGAGGCACAUGAGCUAAGUGAGGACCACUAUAAGAAAUACCUGGCAAAACUCAGGUCUAUCAACCCACCCUGUGUACCUUUCUUUGGAAUCUAUUUAACAAACAUCCUGAAAACAGAGGAGGGGAACCCGGACUUUCUGAAGCGGCACGGGAAGGACCUGAUCAACUUCAGCAAACGUCGGAAAGUGGCAGAGAUCACCGGAGAGAUCCAGCAGUAUCAGAACCAGCCUUACUGCCUGCGGGUUGAAAACGAUAUCAGAAAGUUCUUCGAGAACCUGAGUCCCAUGGAGGACAUGAUGGAGAAAGAGUUUACAGAUUACUUGUUCAACAAAUCCCUGGAGAUUGAACCCCGCAGUGUGAGGACUUUGCCGCGAUUUUCCAAGAGAUACAACUAUACCCUGAAAUCACCAGGGGUUCGUCCGUCCAACGUACGACCCGGCUCCAUGCGCCACCCAACGCCACUGCAUAGUGAACCACGCAAGAUCAGCUACAGUCGCAUCCCUGACAGCGAGAUGGAGAGCGCCACGUCUGCACCCAACUCACCCCUCACACCGCUUACACCACCCCCACCUCCCUCAGGGGCCUCCAGCACCACCGACAUGGGCAGCGUCUUUGACUCUCCCCAAGGCCCCUCCAGUCCCUUCCACUCCAACAGUGAACCCAUCUUUGUUCCAAUCUCGCUGCUUCAUGGCCCACGAUCCUCUUCUGUCUCCUCCAUGGCAAGCUUUACCAGGAGUGCCGAAGAUGCUCCCGUUCCCCCACCUGUGCCACCCCGAAGACGACCCGAAUCUGCACCUGCAGAAUCCUCGCCUUCUAAGAUGAUGUCGAAGCAGUUAGAUAGCCCACCUGCCAUUCCACCCCGGCAGCCCACCGCCAAGUUGUACUCCCCACGUUACUCCUUGUCGGAGCGCAACUCGACCUCUGAGCCUCCAGACAGCCCCCCCACUUUGCCUCCACGGGAGCCUGUGAGAACGCCGGACGUCUCCUCCAGCCCCACUUUGCACUUGCAGCCAGCUCCUCAGGGCCGUCGGACUGAUCUGCAGACCUUCUUCCCUCCUUUUAGCUCCCUUCUGCCUCAGACUCCCUCACCACUAGGGCAUCGUAAGCACCUGCCCUCUUCACCCUUCAUGCCCGAUGAUGGCGAGCAUUUGCCUGGACCCAUGGGGCCACCUGUCCCACCCCGCCAGAGCACCUCCCAGACCAUUCCCAAAUUGCCACCGAAGACGUACAAAAGGGAGCCAAUGCCCAUUCACCGGGAGGGUCCACCCCUCUUGGAGAAUGCCAAUUCCUCAUAGACUCUGCAGAAGAGCCUUAGUGCAGCGAAGGUAGGGUGGAGGCUGUGCACUGGGGGGUGACGAAGGGAGGCAAAAAUGUCACCCAUUAACACUAGAGACUGCCAAAAUAGCUGAUUGGGCUUUUGUGUGAAACUGACAUUGAAGCUGAAUUCACCUUUUUCCCCCAUCCUAAAAAACAAUGAAAAGCAAGGAUAUUGCCUUUUUUUUUUUUCCUUGGUCAUCUUUGUCAUUGUCAAUUGUUAGGAUUGACUUUGUCUUUUCUUUUAUUAACUCGUUUGAGCGGGCAUGUUGGCAAGCAUGGGGAGACCAACUCUGCUGCACUCAGAAGAACUUAACAUGUUGCUAACUGACACAACAGAAUUACAGUUGGUAUAAAACUAUUUUUCUUAAAAUAAAUAUAAAAAAUGUUUUAAAAAAAUAGUUAAAAUAACAUUGGGGGGGGAAAAGAGGCACUAAGAUAUUGUUUUAAAGAAGCUCUGUGUAACAUUUUGAUUUGGAAAAGAAAACUGGGAACUGGAACGGAAAGUGAAUUGAAAUAUCCUUCCACAUCUCUGUCAUUACAACAAACAUCACACAAGCUCACCAAAAAGGCACUUAUGAACCACGUGCAUCAUCAUCUUCAGAUCAGAUUGUUGGCUGAAAAGGAGUGGCUUGUUCUAGUAAGUUCAGUAUACCAACUGUAAGGUACCCCCACACCAAAGAGGUACUUUAAAGUAUUCAUAAAUGCAGAACUUGACCUUUUUUUAGUUUAAAAAAAAAAAAAAAAAAAAGCCAGAGAAUCCAUUGCCUUAAGGGAGUAAAGUGGUAUUUUUAAUAUAGUUUUUCAGAGAUCAAGUGUGAGGAAUUGCAUGGUGUACACCCAGCCUUGAAAAAACUAUACAAAAAAGUAAUCUUUAAUAUUCCUUUAAUAUGGGCAGUCGGUCUCUAGGAUACCAAACCUGAUGGUCCCUCUGACAAAAUGGGACCCAAGUGUCUUUUGAGCCAUCCUUCUUAUUUCAGCCACAAUAUCUGCUCGUGGGUCAGCACUUAUGAAGAAAGAAGGAGAUGGGUGGGCAAGACAAUCCCAGCACUUCCAAGCACCUCAAGCCUUUCCAAUGAGCUGCGAUUUUUUUUUUUUUUUUUUUUUUUUUUUGGUCAUUUGCCUAUUCUUUGCCUUAUAAAAAAGAGCUUCUGUGAUCAUUAUCAGAUGUGGACCUAGUUUAUGUAGCAUCUCGAGACAACCUUGUCAUGCUUCUUCCUUCACUCUGCUGUACAGGUGUCAAGAGCUGGUUGAAGAACAGUACCCCGUUUGUCUGGUGUAACGAUAGGUUAUGUAAUUUCAGUGGUCGCAGAGCUCAGAGCAAACAGGUGUAAGGUGUUACCUGGUUUAUCUGUCUCCAGAUUAGUUGCUAAGAAUUACAGCAGUUGCCAGUCUACGCAACGUAUUAUUACUUCUAUGAUACUGAAACAUGAUACUGAUGAAUGUUCA
Scleropages formosus (Asian bonytongue) is the source of this 5661-nucleotide messenger RNA. RefSeq names its product son of sevenless homolog 1-like. The record is from RefSeq and is a predicted model, not a curated record. Gene Ontology annotation, cellular component: plasma membrane. Gene Ontology annotation, biological process: Ras protein signal transduction. Gene Ontology annotation, molecular function: protein heterodimerization activity; guanyl-nucleotide exchange factor activity. Lineage: Eukaryota; Metazoa; Chordata; Actinopteri; Osteoglossiformes; Osteoglossidae. Bases 201 to 4193 code for a protein of 1330 amino acids. The transcript has 23 exons.